GUCUGCGAGCGUGGCUGCGGCCCUCGCUGCCGACCGAGCGGCUCGCGAGUCUCGCUGGGCGACCGUUUCGGGGAGCGCCGUUGCUGACGUUGCAGGGCCGCCGAGCGGCGUUGCCGAUCGCCUGAGGGCCGUCCAGCGCCGAGAGGAGAUCUGCAAGCGGGCUCGGCUGCAGAAGCAGCUGAAGGCAGCGAAGUCCGAGGUUUCCGAGGCGCGGGCAUUCGUGCGCCCGCUGCAGCACUCCUGGAACGCAGCGCAGACGAACUUCGGCGACCAGGUGGUUGUUGAUGAAGGUGCUGCAGCGCGGCACCCGCGUCAGUUCACGCUGCACG
Molecule: messenger RNA, 329 nt
Organism: Prorocentrum cordatum
Lineage: Eukaryota; Dinophyceae; Prorocentrales; Prorocentraceae
Source: the annotation of a GenBank genome assembly